AUGGUGACCUCGACGGGCACCCUGCCCUCCCUCCUGCUGGGAACCCUGCUCACAUUCACCUCCAGGGCCCUGGGGGCCAAUCCCGGCCUGGUCGUCAGGAUCACCGACCAGGGCUUGGAGUACGUGGCCCAAGAGGAGCUGUUGGCUCUGCAGAGUAAGCUGCACAAAGUCACACUGCCCAACUUCGACGGGGACGUCAGGAUCAAACAUUUUGGUAGUGUGGACUAUAGAUUCCACAGCCUGAACAUUCAGAGCUGUAAGCUGCUCGGCUCCGCUCUGAAGCUCCUCCCCAAUCGGGGCCUGCAUUUCUCUAUCUCCGACUCCUUCAUCCAGGUCACGGGCGACUGGAAGGUGCGCAAGAGGAUACUGAGACUAGACGGCUCCUUUGACGUGAAGGUCAAGGGCAUCACCAUUUCAGUCAAUCUUCUCUUGGACAGUGAGCCCUCUGGGAGACCCAAAGUGGCUGUCUCCAGCUGCAGUAGCCACAUCCGUGAUGUGGAGGUGCACAUAUCAGGAGAUUUGGGGUGGCUGCUGAAUCUCUUCCAUAACCAGAUCGAGUCCAGGUUCCGAAGGGUCUUGGAGAGCAAGAUUUGUGAAAUUAUUGAGGACUCGGUGACCUCUGAGCUACAGCCUUAUCUUCAAACUCUGCCAG
Molecule: messenger RNA, 652 nt
Organism: Bubalus bubalis (water buffalo)
Lineage: Eukaryota; Metazoa; Chordata; Mammalia; Artiodactyla; Bovidae
Gene: LBP
Product: lipopolysaccharide binding protein
Biological process (GO): macrophage activation involved in immune response; defense response to Gram-negative bacterium; innate immune response
Molecular function (GO): lipopolysaccharide binding
Source: RefSeq, marked provisional